Colius striatus (speckled mousebird) is the source of this 2358-nucleotide messenger RNA. RefSeq names its product ceramide synthase 5 (gene CERS5). The coding region runs from base 11 to 1198 and encodes 395 amino acids. Gene Ontology annotation, cellular component: membrane. The record is from RefSeq and is a predicted model, not a curated record. Gene Ontology annotation, biological process: ceramide biosynthetic process. Lineage: Eukaryota; Metazoa; Chordata; Aves; Coliiformes; Coliidae. The transcript has 10 exons. Gene Ontology annotation, molecular function: sphingosine N-acyltransferase activity; DNA binding.
GCGGCGGAAGAUGGCGGCGGCCGCGGCCGUAGCGGCGCUCCAGGCCUGGUUCUGGAAUGAACGGUUUUGGCUGCCUCACAACGUGACGUGGGCGGAUUUGUCCGGGGAGCCGGGCCCGCCGGGCAGCGGGAUACAGUACCCGCGGGCGGGCCACGUCUUCUCCGCCUUCCCGUUGGCGCUCGGCAUCUUCGCCGUGCGGCUGCUCUUCGAGAGGUUUAUUGCCAAACCAUGUGCCAUAAACCUUGGCAUUCAAGACAGUGGACCUCACAGAGCCCAGCCCAAUGCAAUUUUAGAGAAAGUGUUUACAUCCAUCACUAAGUCUCCAGGUGGAAAAAGGUUAGAAGGCUUGUCAAAGCAGCUGGACUGGGACGUUCGAAAGAUCCAGCGCUGGUUUCGGCAUCGGAGGAACCAGGACAAGCCCACCACCCUCACUAAAUUUUGUGAGAGCAUGUGGAGAUUUACAUUUUAUUUAAGUAUAUUCUUUUAUGGGAUCAGGUUCCUCUGGACGGCACCAUGGUUUUGGGACACACGACAGUGCUGGUACAACUACCCCUUCCAGCCUCUAACAUCCAGGCUUUAUUAUUACUAUAUCCUGGAGCUGGCCUUCUACUGGUCUCUCAUGUUUUCUCAGUUUACAGACAUUAAACGAAAGGACUUUCUGAUCAUGUUUGUCCAUCAUUUGGCUACAAUUGGGCUCAUUACAUUCUCCUACAUAAACAAUAUGGUGCGGGUUGGAACUCUGGUGCUGUGUCUCCACGAUGCAUCAGAUUUCCUUUUAGAGGCUGCAAAACUUGCCAACUAUGCCAAGUACCAACGUCUGUGUGAUGCUUUCUUCAUGCUCUUUGGUGUCGUGUUCAUUGUUACACGGUUGGGCAUUUAUCCUUUCUGGAUUUUGAAUACAACCCUGUUUGAAAGCUGGGAGUUGAUUGGUCCUUAUCCUUCGUGGUGGCUAUUCAAUGGCCUUUUGAUAACCUUGCAGGUCUUGCAUAUCAUCUGGUCUUAUCUCAUCAUCCGCACCGCCUACAAGGCCCUCAUGCGGGGCAAGGUGUCCAAGGACGACCGCAGUGACGUGGAGAGCAGCUCUGAGGAGGAGGAUGUGACUUCCAACAGCACAAAAGGAGUUCUCAGCCCUUCCAGUAACGGCUCCAACCGCAUCAACGGCCACGUGGGCAGUGGCCAGUGGACAGAGGAGGAGUAAAAGCUGUGGCUUGGCCUUGAGCAAACACAAACUGAUCUUUAACUAUCUAGAUGUGUUGAGCUCCACAUUCCCAAGUGAUCUUUAAUCAAGAUACCCCUUCCCCAGCAACCUCCAGCAAAUCUGAACUGGGCACAAUCCAGACCGGUCAGAGCCUUUGUGUAACAGAGGGAUGAAGCCAAUGACUAGAGCAAAACCCAAGCUGCAGAUUUCACUUUAAGCCAUUCUGUACUCCAAUCUUAGUCCCGUCGGUAUUUGCAGAGGAAUCUUUGUGACAAACUGGUUUUUACUAGGAUCAACUCAAGGCAGGAGGAGUUUGGACGAGGCUGGCUGCCCACCACAGGAGGGUCUGAGUGCCACUGCCGGGACAGUUUGCUCCAGCGCAGCUUCAGCACAUCUUGAUGCACUCCAGAAGCCGCUUAAAGAGCGUGGAGAGCAGAACACGGGCUCCUACGGUUCCACAUCAAAGCUGCCCUGGCUGGGGCAGACACUCUCUCUCUUCUCAGUCCUGCCCCGAGUGCUCUGGGCUACAGCCAAGCUUUGAAUCAGACUGUGCUACAACAGAAACGUUGUUGUAACUCUCCAUCGGGGUGCUACAGGCCAAGGAGGUCAGAGCUUGUAUCUCUGCUGUCACGAGGGACCAGGCCAGCAUUUGCUGCCUAUUUUGGUGCUGCAAGCCCCUCUGAAGUCUUGACUACAGCCUUCUGAAACGGGGGAGGGGGGUGGUUUAUUGCCCCUAAGACAACUCUCACAACACAGCCCCUUUAACAGUUUUUACUCUGUGGCAAGUUGUGGUUUUAAAGCUGCUUCUAGACCUACAGUUGGCUGAGCCAGGACCUGAGCUGAGGGCAGCACAGUACUGCUGGGAAGCUGCAGGGUUUGGGUCCUGCUCCUCUGUGCUCUGGGACAGAAGUGCCUGUUGCUGCUCUGGUUUUGUAACCGUGUGGAGGAAUCACUGGGCAGGAAAGGCAGCCACACCACAGGCUUUGCUUCAUGGGGUUGUUUGGUUUGGGUUUUUGGUUUGUUUUUUUUAUUACUUGAUGGUACUUGGGGGCAAUGGAAGGACCAUGAGCAAUCAUGAGCAGAAAUUCACAAACUUCUUGAGUUGUUACCAUUUUAUACCAUUGUUUACUCUUAUCUCUGAUUAAAAGAUGCUUCAAAAA